Ruditapes philippinarum (Manila clam) is the source of this 1280-nucleotide messenger RNA. RefSeq lists its product as uncharacterized. The record is from RefSeq and is a predicted model, not a curated record. NCBI's taxonomy places the organism in Eukaryota, Metazoa, Mollusca, Bivalvia, Venerida, Veneridae. Bases 500 to 1120 code for a protein of 206 amino acids. The transcript has 3 exons.
CUAUAACCUUUAGACACUUUCGGAAAAAAGCACAAUAUUCUACAUACAACUGAACGAUCUGACAUUCAAUCAAUCGAAAUAUCAAUAAACGGGAUUAAAUCGCAAAUGACAGACUAUUCAAGAAGUGAUUCCCUCAUUAUUAAACAGUGUCAUCAUUAAUUAUUCAAAUUUUUAAUUUUUUGGUUCAAGUAAUUCUAAGCCACUUUAUUUGAAUAGCCAGGUUAUAUCAAUUUUAUAAUCAAGGGAAAAAUCGUUACCGACGCUAUGGUUUAUGGUUUAACAGGCAAUAGAUGGUGUUUUAUAUGAACAACGAUUCAAGUUAUAAAUGAGAAUUAUUGGUAAGAAAAAAAAUAGAUUUCAAAGUUUUUUUCUGCUUGGGUUUGUCAAGGGUAUAAUUUAUUUGAUAAGUUUCUUUAUUGGAUGUGAUAUCAUUAUCAAGAUGACAUUUUGUGAUUGUAAAUAGCUGGCAAAUUUGGAUUGUAACUUCUUCAUCAAUAAAAUGACAAUUGCAGAAACGCUUUACGUGCAUAUGGUUAUUGGUCUGUGCAUCUUACACGCAAAAUGUGCAGCAGCCGACUUUGUCGGUUUCCGGGCGUUCCCUAUCGAACUGAGAAUGAUGCAGGGGAUCGCCUUUCCGUUGAAAACUGAUAUUAACCAAUGUUGUCGCGUCUGUGCAAAUAAUGACACAUGUACAUCAGUGAACUAUAAUUACAUUUCUCAAAUUUGUGAAAUAAAUACCCUGAAAAUGAAGUCCCUGGAAUAUCGUGUGCAACCUAGCUCAGGAUGGAAACUGUAUGAAAAGCUACCAUGCGGCAUUGGUUAUAUGAGCAGCAAACGUUGUCGUCAUAUUCAGAACUUUUUUCAACAUGACGAAAUCAGAACACACAAAGAAGCGUCGGACUUUUGUCAUUUAUUGGGUGACAACCUGGUUACGCUUGAACAUGAGCAAGAUAGAAAUGAUCUGGAGACUGAUGCAGGUUUAGCUGAUAUGUAUAUAAAUGCUUACAUUUGGCUUGGUACCAGCAUAGGAACUGAGUGCAGUUGUUUUAGGAGACAGUUCGCUGAUACAAUAAUGCGUGAUUGUAACUUAAACGCCGCCAUAGUCUGCGAACGACCUUGACAAAGAAGAGAACAGUUUUUGUCUGCAUUAUGGAACACAUGUUUGUUUGACACAGCCGUAUUUGUACACAGUUGACUCUUGUGUCAUCGUUGAAAUCGAUAUUAACAUUUUUCAAAAGACUGCCUAAAUUUUGUCGAGGGAUAGUUAAAAAUUCCUUCAA